Filobasidium floriforme is the source of this 1397-nucleotide messenger RNA. Its product is annotated as SPX domain-containing protein. The record is from RefSeq and is a predicted model, not a curated record. Gene Ontology annotation, molecular function: inositol hexakisphosphate binding. Gene Ontology annotation, cellular component: cytoplasm; Golgi apparatus; plasma membrane. Gene Ontology annotation, biological process: phosphate ion transport; cellular response to phosphate starvation. Bases 152 to 1054 code for a protein of 300 amino acids. The transcript has 4 exons. NCBI's taxonomy places the organism in Eukaryota, Fungi, Basidiomycota, Tremellomycetes, Filobasidiales, Filobasidiaceae.
GGAUGGCAACUUGGUCUCCAAAUUGGGAACGCCUCAUCUGCAGGCCAAGUCGUCGUCCGUCGGAGGUCGAUCACCUCGGCUCGGGUCGAUUGGGACCAAGGUCGGACUGGGGCUGAACAAGAGGGAAGAUGUACCGGGGACGGGACCAACUAUGCAAGCGAGCGGAAGUUCGGGGACGAUCUACGCUCGUCGAUUUGGAGGCGCUGGAGGUAUCCCUCCCCGGUUCCCCGAAUCCUUGCAAGAACUGGAAGACGUGUGUAACGCUGAAGAGACACGUUUCUUCAACACGCUGGACAAUGAGUUGGAAAAGGUCGAAGCGUUCUACCACGACCGGGAGACGGACGCGUUGAGACGGUCGAGGGAGUUGAAACGGCAGUUGGACGAGCUGGCGGAACAUCGAAGAAUAUUCCACGAGGCCGAAGAGGAGAGGAUGAACGAGGGCAAGGUGAAGAAGUAUAUCGGAGGGGCAGUGGAAGGGGUGCAGAAGAGGAUCCCGUUCGUAGCUUCCGUCAUCCAGAUUGGCGACCCCAAGGCGUCGGGAUCGACCGCAAACACGACGGCCACCGCACUUCCGAAGACGACCGGUUCGAAACGUACGGAAGGGGAAGAUUCUGACAUCGGCAAGGAGAGAUCGUCCCAGGACGGGUCGAAUCAACCCAGCACAGGUUCGAACGGGAUCCGUAACCGUACCCCCUUGGAAGCGCGGACGAGCUUCGAUCCGGAAAAGUACCAACGAUACAAGAAGAAGCUGCGGACUGCCAUCAUCGAAUUCUACAAGGAGCUCGAGAUCCUCAAGAAUUACCGGAUCUUGAACAUUACGGGUUUCAAAAAGGCUUUGAAGAAGUUUGAAAAGACGGCUAGGAUCAAGUGUAUCGAUCUUUAUAUGGACGGCAAGGUGUCUAAGCGGAGCUUUGCCGACGGACGGACGGUGGACCGGUUGUUGAAGCAGAUGGAGGAUGAGUUUACGUUGCGGUUCGAGAAGGGAGACCACAAGAAGGCUGUCGGAAGGCUGCGUGGGCAGUUCGUCACCAAGACUCACCACCUGAUAAGCUGAGCGAGAUCUCUUUCAUAGCAUUGAGAGAUCAGACUCGUCGCAGAUUUCCUCAGGUCGAAGCUAUACUCCUGGUCUAUUCGGCACUAUUCUUACCGGUACUGUUUGGAAUGCUCUUCGAGUUGAACUUGGCGGCUUUUGUUGCUGCGCGGAUCAACUAUGGUUUCAUCAUGGAACUCGACAUCCGGACGGCCAUUGAUCAUCGCCAGUUCUUAGAGAUACCGGCUAUGCUGUUCGCUGCGCUCUCUCUGUGCUUCUAUUUCUCGGUCCAUCAAGUUGGAGAGCCCGCAAUAUCGCCAUACGCGUCAGUCUAUGGUGGGGACUGUUGAGCCGAGGUGAAACUGAU